UGGAGGAGAUAAAAGAAGAACUUAAACAAUUGGAGGUUAAGGAACCUGAAGAGAAAAAAGAAGAACCGAAACAAUUGGAAGAUAAGAAACCCAAGGAGAAAAAUGAAGAACCAAAACAAGUGGAGGAUAAGAAAAUUGAAGAGAAAAAAGAAGAACCAGAAGUAGUGGAGGAGAUAAAAGAAGAACUUAAACAAUUGGAGGUUAAGGAACCUGAAGAGAAAAAAGAAGAAACGAAACAAUUGGAGGUUAAGGAACCUGAGGAGAAAAAAGAAGAACCGAAACAAUUGGAGGAUAAGAAACCCAAGGAGAAAAAUGAAGAACCAAAACAAGUGGAGGAUAAGAAACCUGAGGAGAAAAUAGAAGAGCUGAAACAAUUCGAAGAUAAGGAACCUGAGAAACCUGAGGAGAAAAAUGAAGAAUCAAACCAAGAUGAAGAAAAGAGACCUAAAGAGUUGAAACCUGAGGAGACCAAAGAGGAACAAAAUCAGAAAGAAGAAAAAAUACCUGAAGAGAUUAAAGAGGAACCAAAACAAGAAAAGGCAAAAAAAUUUGAAGUGAACAAAGAAGUACAAAAAAAAGAGGAGGUAAAGAAGCCCGAAAAAGCUGAGGAAGAAAAGAAACCUGAGACUAAAGAAGAACCAAAACAAGUGAAAGAAAGACCAAAACAAUCUGUAGAUCCAAAAAAUGGGAAGGAAAAUAAGCCCAAACAAAUCGAGGAAGCUCCAAAACAAGAAGAGGAACAAAAACAAUCUGAAGAGCCAGAGAAAAAAAUUCCAAAACAGGUAGAUCAACAACCCGAGAUUGAUCCGAAACGAGUGGAAGAACCUAAAAAACAAGAAGCACCAAAACAAGUGGAAGAACCCAAAAAACAUGAAGUACCAAAACAAGGGGAAGACAAAAGGCCUGAAAAGAACCCGGAGAAAGCUGAAACAAAGGAUAUAAAGGAAAAGGAAAAGAAAAAAAUGAAAAGUCCCAUUCUCCCAAAUAUAAUUGACGAGACGAAAGCAGUUACAUCCGAAGGAACAUCAGAAGAUGUCUUUAUUCCACCAACUUCUAUAGCGAUAUCAUUACCUCCUCCAAAACCAACAGUUAUUUCACCAACCGUCACAUCAUCAACUUUUCCCGAUUUGCCCAAAGAAAUUGAGGUUUCUGAAGAAUCACGUGAAAAAUCAGAAACAGAAAUUGCGUUAAAAUUGAAUCAAAUGAAUUGGAAGGAAGUGAUAGACAACCCAACAUUUGCCGCGCAAAUUAUAAAAUUCAUGCCCAGAGAUCUCGCUAAUAGUAUUGGGAUAUCAGAAAAAGAUAUCAAAACAAUUAAAUUAGAAAAUUCACCUGGAAAUGGUUUGAUUUUGAAAUUGGCUAUACCAAAUGAAUAUGUGAAUGAUGCGAUUCACGUUAUUAAAGAUCCUACAAGUAAAUUCUAUACCGAGGGAACAGUAUUGAAUCAGUAUGUGGAUCCAACUUAUCCAAUUCCUCAAAAUAUACAUGCAGAACAAUCAUUUUCAGCAAAUAGAGGAAUUUUAAUUGGAGCGUUGGUUGCAGGAACCACACUUUUAUAUGCAAGCUUAACAGCUUUAUAUAUACGAUUUCAAAGAAAGAAGAAACAACGACAGCUCCAAGAACAACAAGAAGUUUAUUUCUCUAACUUGACUGUUCCGAUAUACAAUCACAGUUUGAAUUUGCAAUAA
Molecule: messenger RNA, 1688 nt
Organism: Funneliformis caledonium
Lineage: Eukaryota; Fungi; Glomeromycota; Glomeromycetes; Glomerales; Glomeraceae
Source: the annotation of a GenBank genome assembly